Sus scrofa (pig) is the source of this 799-nucleotide messenger RNA. RefSeq names its product trafficking protein particle complex subunit 6A (gene TRAPPC6A). The record is from RefSeq and is a predicted model, not a curated record. Lineage: Eukaryota; Metazoa; Chordata; Mammalia; Artiodactyla; Suidae. Gene Ontology annotation, biological process: regulation of GTPase activity; endoplasmic reticulum to Golgi vesicle-mediated transport. Gene Ontology annotation, cellular component: trans-Golgi network; cis-Golgi network; TRAPP complex.
CGGGGCUUCCCCAGCUGGGCCAAUGAGAGCACGAGGCGCUGGGCGGUCCUUAGGCUCUAGAGGCCGGCACAUGGCGGACGCGGCACUGUUCGAGUUUCUGCACACCGAGAUGGUAGCAGAGCUGUGGGCGCACGACCCAGACCCCAGCCCCGGGGGACAGAAGAUGAGCCUGUCGGUCCUGGAGGGCAUGGGCUUCCGCGUGGGCCAGGCCCUGGGCGAGAGGUUGCCCCGGGAGACGCUGGCCUUCAGGGAGGAGCUGGAUGUCCUCAAGUUCCUGUGCAAAGACCUGUGGGUGGCCGUGUUCCAAAAGCAGAUAGACAGCCUCCGCACCAACCACCAGGGGACCUACGUGCUACAGGACAACAGCUUCCCCCUCCUUGUCCGGAUGGCCUCAGGCCUGCAGUACCUAGAGGAGGCACCUAAGUUCCUGGCCUUCACCUGCGGCCUCCUCCGUGGCACCCUCAGCACCCUGGGCAUCAAGAGCCUGGUGACCGCCUCCGUGGCAGCCCUGCCUGCCUGUAAGUUCCAGGUGGUGAUCCAGAAAGCCUGAGGAGCCCCAGGCCCCACACCCCGCUGAGCCUCACCCCACCCGGACCCCGGCCGAUGCCUGUGGUGAGGGCCAGAGGGCCGGUGCUGGGGAGAUGGGGGUCCCACCGCUUCAGGGCAUCACAGGUGCUGAACAAACGGGUGUUGCAGGGAGGUGGGGCAUCCCAAGGCAAGAGGGUCCCUGUCACAGUGGGGGCAGGUGUGGAGGGCUGCCCGCAUCAGACACGUCCCAAUAAAGAUUCUGUACGUGGAA